This is a messenger RNA of Fonsecaea monophora, 1587 nucleotides long. RefSeq lists its product as hypothetical. Bases 1 to 1587 code for a protein of 528 amino acids. Lineage: Eukaryota; Fungi; Ascomycota; Eurotiomycetes; Chaetothyriales; Herpotrichiellaceae. The record is from RefSeq and is a predicted model, not a curated record. The transcript has a single exon.
AUGUCCGUCAAGGCAUCAUUGUCCACGACGUCCUCGGAGGAGGUAUCUGGGUGGUGGCCUUCUGAGAGAAGUGCUAAGUCUCGGUUCAAGGCACUCCUUAGUCGCACAAAGUUGGAGAAGUUUACGAGGCAAAACAGACUCGAUUCGACCUCUGUUCGGCCCAACAUAUCCCAAUCUGUGUAUUCGGGGCCGGUUGCUUCAGCUCCAGAGAUCGCUCAUGCGCAAGCAUCCAAUGCCGACACGACUCUGUCGAGCCCAACUCCGUGCACGUCGCAGCAAGAUGAGAAGCAAGUCCGGCGGCUGAGGGUUCAGCGAAACUUGACGGUCAUUCAUCCAACAUACCCACGACCACUCGUCACGCAGCAAGCUUACGAAGAGCUGCCAUCUCCUAUACUUGCACAACCAGCAAUGUACAGCAAGACUUCCCGGAACGUGUCUCGCUCAACCACGGAUUCGUCAGUCCAUACGCUCAACAGUGUCGAAUCCCCGACCGCGCCGUCUUUGGCAGCAGACGAUAACUCAAUAUAUACCACUCACACAAGUUUCUCCAGCUACGCAAGCUCUUCGUGUGCUCCCGGGCCCUUUGUUACGAUUGCCGAUAGUGACAAAGUCCCAACACCCGGGGAUUACUCCUGGCCAGAAAUGUCCACACAGACACCAUAUCACGCGGGAGUCUUGUCCACGUACAAGCGGACACCAAACCAGACCACCCAACAUGCGGCUCGUCCGAUGACCGCCCUGGAUUCUUUGGCUGGGAUACCCAUUGACAGCCAUGACCUGCCCUCGCAGAAACCCUUGCCGUCGAUACCUGCAUCCCCGUACCGGUUCGGUGGUGACGAUAGACGUAUUUCAACCAUCGCCCCCCUGCCGGAGUCAGGGCACAUCAGGAAGACAUCUGCUCGCUAUCGCUGCGACCGUUCCGAGACCACCACCAGCAACAGCAGCCGGUGUACCACGCCGACGUCGCCGUCCUCGUCCUCGUGGCCCGCUAGCAUCCGAAGCAAAAGCUCCACGUACACACAGGAUUCGGCAGACGGGGUCCGGAAGAGAGCCGCGUCAUAUAGUCUCUUCCCACGGACUCCUUCGACAGGGCUGCAAAAGCUGUCUAUAAACGGCAUACCUUCACCGCCCAUCGCCGCAGCUGCCACCUCCGUCGCGAGCAGCAGUAUCAGCACCACCAACAUCCAGUGCACUCUGCCUAAUCUGCCGUGUCCAAGCAGACCACCAACACACGCGGAGAGAGCCGAGGUGGCUACUCGCCCGCCACUACCGGCGCGCGACCCACGCAGAUACGGCAAAGUCUUGUCCCUGGAAAAAGCCAUGGCUGCAAAUCCGAAUGAGAAGCCGCAGACAUCGCGAAUCUGCUCUGUCGAAGAAGACGGCGCGUGGCGAGCCAACCCUCAAUCCCCACAGCAACUGGCAAAAAGACCACGGCAAUCCGUCCUCCUGCGGCAGAAGAGUUUGCCGUGCCUGAUCCGUCCCAGGACCCCGUCCUCAGGACCUCCCCCUACCGAGCCGUUACCGGCUUUGCCUUCAGUGGCCUCAGGCAGCCUAUCACUGCAUAAGAGAUUGCACGACGAAAGAUGA